AUGAAUUGUGGCCCGGUGUCACGCAUGGCUCCCCGGGCGGUCUGGCUCCUGGUCGCGCUGUCCGGUGUCCUGGAUGUGCGCCCCUGCUGGGCUUCUAGCUGUCCGACCAUCUGCCGCUGCUCCGCCGACACGUUCCGGUGCAGCAGAGACACUCAGCUGGCCUCCCGGACGCCACAAGCAGCCGUGCUUCGACUAAGGCUCACUCAUCUGCCCUUGAAAGUGGUUCCCACUCAUGCCUUCAAGGAGCUGAUCAACGUUACAAGAAUUGAGAUCUCCCAGAGCGAGCACAUCACACGUAUACAGAGACACGCUUUCCUCUCCCUCCACAGCCUGGCGGAAAUUUCGGUGCAGAGCAUCAACAGUCUGAGGGUUAUUGAAAAAGGUGCCUUCACUGAUCUGCCCAAGCUGAAACAUUUAAGCAUCUCUAACACGGGCAUGGUACACUUUCCAGACUUCACAACUAUCUCCUCCAUGGCACCAACUAUUAUCCUAGAAAUGGUAGACAACAUGAGGAUCGACAUCAUCCCUGCCAAUUCCUUCCGGGGUAUCACAGAGGAGUACGUCGACAUGAUACUGGUUAGAAACGGCUUCAAGGAAAUUAAGUGUCAUGCGUUCAACGGGACCAAGCUCAACACACUAAAUUUGAGCGACAACAGGUAUCUCAGUCACAUUCAAGAAGAUGCUUUUGAAGGAGCCACAGGUCCGAGUUCUCUGGAUGUUUCCUCCACAGCUCUAAGCUCCCUCCCCCCUAAAGGCUUGCGGCAGGUGAGGUUUCUGAAAGCCAGCUCUGCCUUCGCUCUGAAAAGCCUCCCUCCGCUGGAAAGCCUCGCUGAACUGCUGGAGGCUGAGCUCACGUACCCCAGCCACUGCUGCGCCUUCCACACAUGGCGCCGGAUACAAAGGGAAAGUGCCUUAAAGAACUUCACAAAGUUUUGUGAUCUCAAGGAAACAGAGAUAGAGCCCACUGCAGAUGGCACAAACCUCAUUAACGACAUCAACUUUCAGUAUCCAGACCUGGAAUUUGAUUGUCUUAACAACCCCUUUGUCAAGUGCACACCGACGCCAGAUGCUUUUAACCCCUGCGAGGACCUGCUUGGCUUCCCGUUCCUGCGCUGUCUCACCUGGAUGAUAACCGUCUUCGCUGUGGCCGGUAACCUGGCUGUUCUGGGCAUCCUGCUGAUUAGCCACCACAAGCUAACCAUCUCCAGAUUUCUCAUAUGUAACCUGGCCUUUGCUGAUCUGUGCAUGGGGCUCUAUCUGAUGCUAAUUGCCUUUAUGGAUUUCCACUCCAGACAAGAAUAUUACAACCACGCCACAGACUGGCAGACUGGGCCUGGAUGUGGCAUUGCAGGGUUUCUGACGGUGUUUGCCAGCGAGCUAUCAGUUUACACGCUGACUGUGAUCAGCCUUGAACGCUGGCACACCAUCACCAAUGCCAUGCAUGUCAACAAGAGGCUGCGGAUGCACCAUGUGACGGCCAUGAUGGGGGCAGGCUGGGGCUUCUCUCUGCUGGUUUCCCUGCUCCCUCUUGUGGGGGUCAGCAGCUACAGCAAAGUGAGCAUCUGUCUGCCCAUGGACAUCGACACACUGGGGUCUCAGAUUUACGUGGUGGCUGUGCUCAUUGUCAACGUUGUUGCUUUCCUGGUUGUCUGUUACUGUUACAUAUGCAUAUAUCUCAGCAUCCACAACCCGGAGCACUCCACCCGUCACGGAGACGCCAAGAUCGCCAAACGAAUGGCUGUGCUCAUUUUUACAGACUUUGUGUGCAUGGCGCCAAUCUCCUUCUUCGCCAUUUCUGCGGCCCUGCGCAUGCCCCUCAUUACCGUGUCUCACUCCAAGAUCCUGCUCAUCCUUUUCUAUCCCAUCAACUCCCUCUGCAACCCUUUCUUGUACACCAUCUUCACGCGGGCUUUCAGGAAGGAUGUGUGCCUGAUGCUCAGUCGCUGCGGCUGCUGCCACGCUCACGCCGACUACUAUAGAUCACAGACUCUGGCGUCACACCUGACCGGUACACAAAAAAUGCCCAACAGAAAACAUCACUCACUCAGCUUUUACGCCUAUCACAUUAAGAUGAAGGGUUGCUUUCUAAAUAAGGGAACCACAUGA
This is a messenger RNA of Stegastes partitus (bicolor damselfish), 2106 nucleotides long. Its product is annotated as lutropin-choriogonadotropic hormone receptor-like. The transcript has 12 exons. Gene Ontology annotation, cellular component: plasma membrane. Gene Ontology annotation, molecular function: G protein-coupled peptide receptor activity; luteinizing hormone receptor activity. Gene Ontology annotation, biological process: ovarian follicle development; ovulation cycle process; hormone-mediated signaling pathway. Lineage: Eukaryota; Metazoa; Chordata; Actinopteri; Pomacentridae. The record is from RefSeq and is a predicted model, not a curated record. Bases 1 to 2106 code for a protein of 701 amino acids.